AUGGCCGGCGCGUCCGCCGGGCGGUUGCUCCUGGCCGCGGUGUCGCUCGUCCUCGUCGCGGCGUCGGCGCAGGCUCAGUCGGAGGCCGACGCGCUGCACGCGUUCCGCGCGGCGCUGCGGGGGCCGGACGGCGGCCCGCCGGGGGAGCUCAGCCAGUGGGAUACGGGCUUGCCCUGCGACGGCGACGCGCAGCGGUGGGACGGGGUGAAGCGGUGCGCCGGCGGCCGCGUCGUGGUGCUGCAGCUGGAGAACCUCCGCCUGCAGGGCGCCGCGCCGGACCUGCGCCUGCUCGCGCCGCUCGGGGGCCUGCGCUCGCUCAGCCUCGCCAACAACAGCCUCGCGGGCGCGCUCCCAGACGUGUCCGCGCUGCCCGCGCUCAGGUCCCUCUACCUGUCCCGGAACAGGCUCUCCGGCGACAUCCCCGACGGCGCGUUCGCGGCGCUGAGGGGGCUCCAGAAGCUGGACCUGUCCAACAACGCCUUCACCGGACCGAUACCGAGCUCCAUCGCGACGUCCGCCAAGCUCAAAGACGUCAACCUCUCCAACAACAACUUCUCCGGGCCCGUCCCGGAAGGGCUCCAGCACUUGGGCGCCGCCAAAGUCCAUGUACAAGGGAACAAUCUUCUCUGCGGCCCGCCGGUGGCCCCCCCGUGCUCUUCCUCGUCCCCGGCGGCAUCGUCGUCGUCGACAUCCGGCAGCAUGAAGGUACUGAUGAUCAUCGCCAUCGUAGUGGUCUCCAUCGGCGCGCUCCUGGCCGUCGCCGGCGUCUUCGCCGCGGUCCAGGCCCGCCGCAACGAGCCACGAUACGCCGGACGCACCGAGACACUCGGCGGCAGCCCCGACGCCGCCAAGAUCAAGGUCACCUCCGCUCCGGCCGUCAAGAUCGAGCAGAGCGGCGUGGACCAGCACGGAGGCGCGGUGACUCCCGCGGUGGCUGGGAAGCGCGGCGGCGGUCGGCGCGACGACCACGGGAAGCUGGUGUUCAUCCAGGAGGGCCGGGCGCGGUUCGAGCUGGAGGACCUGCUGCGCGCCUCCGCCGAGGUGCUGGGCAGCGGCAACUUCGGCGCGUCGUACAAGGCGACCCUCCUUGACGGCCCGUCCCUGGUGGUGAAGCGGUUCAAGGAGAUGAACGGCGUCGGGCGGGAGGACUUCGCGGAGCACAUGCGGCGGCUGGGGCGGCUCGCCCACCCCAACCUCCUCCCCGCCGUCGCCUACCUCUACAAGAAGGAGGAGAAGUUGCUCGUCACGGACUACAUGGUGAACGGCAGCCUGGCUCACGUGCUCCAUGGCGGGGCGAGAUCGAGCCUGCCGCCGCUGGACUGGCCGAAGCGUCUCAAGAUCAUCAAGGGCGUGGCGCGCGGGCUGGCGCACCUGUACGAGGAGCUGCCGAUGCUGAUGGUGCCGCACGGGCACCUCAAGUCCUCCAACGUCCUGCUGGACGCCGCCUUCGAGCCGGUGCUGGGCGACUACGCGCUGGCGCCGGUGGUGACGCCGCAGCACGCGGCGCAGGUGAUGGUGGCGUACAAGUCCCCCGAGUGCGCGGCGCAGGGCGGGCGGCCGGGGCGGAAGAGCGACGUGUGGAGCCUGGGCAUCCUCAUCCUGGAGGCGCUGACGGGCAAGUUCCCCGCCAACUACCUCCGGCAGGGCCGCGCCGGCACCGACCUCGCCGGGUGGGUGCACUCGGUGGUGCGGGAGGAGUGGACCGGCGAGGUGUUCGACAAGGACAUGCGCGGGACGCGGAGCGGCGAGGGCGAGAUGGUGAAGCUGCUCAAGGUCGGGCUCGGCUGCUGCGAGCCCGACGUGUCCCGCCGCUGGGGCCUCGAGGAGGCCCUCGCGCGCAUCGAGGAGCUCCGGGAGCGCGACGCCGGCGACGACAGCAGCACCGCCUCGUCGUUCGUCAGCGACGGCGAGACGACGCCGGCGGCGCGGCACGGCGAGCCGCAGUCGCACUCCACGUAGUAGGGGCAAACCCGGUGUCGUGUCGAUCGGAUUCGUUCGGUGCAAAAACUUGUGGCGUGUGUGAUGUUCGUGUACCGGCGGCGGCGUUGGGCGUGCGUGACGGCCGGAGAUCGUCGGGGGUGUGUAAGCAAGCGUGCGGGAACUUCUUC
Panicum hallii is the source of this 2108-nucleotide messenger RNA. RefSeq names its product pollen receptor-like kinase 4. Bases 1 to 1959 code for a protein of 652 amino acids. The record is from RefSeq and is a predicted model, not a curated record. Gene Ontology annotation, biological process: protein phosphorylation. Gene Ontology annotation, molecular function: protein binding; ATP binding; protein kinase activity. Lineage: Eukaryota; Viridiplantae; Streptophyta; Magnoliopsida; Poales; Poaceae. The transcript is spliced from 4 exons.